AGGAUCAGGGGGAUCGCAAGGACUCAAGAGUGGACGGCUGUGAUCUGGUAAGCAGCUGUAGCCUCUUACCCUUCAAAUAUCUCCGAAGCCCUCACCUAAAGCCCAAGCCCCUCCUCCAUCCCCUUCAAUCCGAUUACGCCAGACGGCCCGAGAAGGAUCCACAAACCCUAGGGUUUCUCAGAAAUUCGCUAGGGUUUUUCGCGCUUCUCCCACUCCCCAAUCUUUCCUGCCAUGGCCUCCUUCGUCGCCAUCCAUCGCGCCGGCAACUCCAUGCUCGCCGUCACCCUAUCCAAGGUCCGCCUCCCCCUCCCGCUCCCCUCCUCCCCUCUCCUCCUCAAAACCUUCAAACUCUCGCCUUUCCCCUCCCGAGCCCUCGCUGCCCGAUGCCUUUCCACCUCCUCCGCCGCCCCUAACUUCCAGCGGCCGGCCCCCUCCGACCCCCGCGCCUUCCCCCACGACCGCAACACUAAUCCUGGCCCUUGGCCCCCUCAGAACCACCAGCGGCCCCCAUUCAACCACCGCCUCCCCGUCGAUAAUCGCCCUCCCAUGGACUACGGCCGAACCCCUGUCAACGGCCCGCCUCCUCCGGCCGCCCCCGCUGCCGCCCCUCCUACUGCCUCAGCCCCUCCUCCAGGUCCCAUCGAUCUCAUGGCCCUCUGUAGAGAGGGGAAGGUCAAGGAGGCCGUCGAGUUCUUUAGCCAGGGCAUCCGCCCCGACCCCCCGACCUUCUUCGCCCUCGUCGCCUCCUGCUCCGAUUCAAAGUUCCUUGAAGAACUCAAGAAGAUCCACGAGUUCUUCAUCCGAUCCCCCUUCCGUGCUGACCUUCAGAUCAAUAACAAGCUGCUGGAGAUGUACGAGAAGUGUGGGAGCAUGAACGAUGCCCGUCGAGUGUUCGACGGAAUGCCUGACCGGAAUAUGGAUUCGUGGCAUCUGAUGAUUGAUGGGUAUGCGUCAAAUAUGCAGGGAGAUGAUGGACUGCAGAUGUUCGAGCAGAUGAGGAGAGUGGGGGUGCACCCUGAUAGCCGGACCUUUCUGGCAGUCUUAGCUGCUUGUGCUAGUGCUGAAGCAGUUGAGGAGGGAUUCAUACAUUUUGAUUCCAUGCAUAAAGAAUACGGUAUUGCCCCUGGGAUCGAGCACUACAUUAGGAUAAUUGAAGUGCUCGGGAAGUCAGGGCACCUCAAUGAGGCAGUAGAGUUCAUUGAGAAGUUGCCGUUUGAGCCACCGGCAGCCAUUUGGGAGUCGUUGAAGAAUUUAGCAUGGGCACAGGGGGAUAUAGAUCUUGAGGACCAGGCUGAGGAGCUUUUGAUUUCUAUAGAUCCAUCCAAGGUGAACCCUGCAAAGAUCCCCACCCCAUCAGCUAAGAGGCGGCCUGGUAUUAACAUGCUUGAUGGAAGGAACAAAUUGGGGGAGUACCGUUUGCCUCCGAAGAUUGAGAAGAAACCAGUGAAGGAGCAAGUCUAUGUGCCAGACACGAGAUAUGUGCUUCAUGAUAUUGAUCAGGAGGCCAAGGAACAAGCUUUGCUUUACCACAGUGAGAGGUUGGCAAUUGCUUAUGGGCUGAUCAGCACACCUGCAAGGACACCGCUUAGGAUCAUUAAGAACCUUAGAAUAUGCGGUGACUGCCACAAUGCAAUUAAGAUUAUGUCAAAGAUUGUUGGGAGGGAACUUAUUGUUAGGGACAACAAGCGGUUCCAUCACUUCAAGGAUGGCAAGUGCUCCUGUGGAGAUUACUGGUGAAGUUGCUGCCUCCAUGAAGAGUAUGGGCAUGGACCACCUUCCUUGGAUUUGCCAACUUAAUGCUUAAAUAGGAUGCCAUGCUUUUGGCAGUGCUAAGGUUUUCUUAUUGAACAGAAAACUGUCGAAGGAGAUGAACCAUUGCAGGGAUUGCCGUUGUUUCUCGCAUGUACUAGAAGAGAAUGGAGAAGGUUAAGGUGGUCAUCAUGCUCUGCCAUCUGCGCCCGUCUCUAAUUGUGGCGCAACAUUCCGACAAUGAAAACAUUGCUGCCUUUUUUUCAAGGGAAUUUGUAGCAUCUAACCUGCAGGGCUGUGCACACGGUUGGAGAGCUCUAGCAAUCCUUCUGAUUUCAGAAGCUCAGACUGCUAAGAGAGAUUUAGCCAUGAACAUCAAUCAUUGGCCCAACUAUUUCCAAAUGGCUACAAGGCUUCUCGUUCGCAAGCCAUAAGUAGUAUUACUGUAACUUAACAAUAUCUUUUUUCUCAUUUAUGCUUACGCUGGAUCUUACAAGGGUCUCAGAUUUUUUGUUGCA
Molecule: messenger RNA, 2267 nt
Organism: Elaeis guineensis (African oil palm)
Lineage: Eukaryota; Viridiplantae; Streptophyta; Magnoliopsida; Arecales; Arecaceae
Source: RefSeq, a predicted model, not a curated record